Messenger RNA from Colletotrichum orchidophilum, 1371 nucleotides. RefSeq names its product TLC domain-containing protein. Gene Ontology annotation, cellular component: membrane. Bases 1 to 1371 code for a protein of 456 amino acids. The record is from RefSeq and is a predicted model, not a curated record. NCBI's taxonomy places the organism in Eukaryota, Fungi, Ascomycota, Sordariomycetes, Glomerellales, Glomerellaceae. Gene Ontology annotation, molecular function: sphingosine N-acyltransferase activity. Gene Ontology annotation, biological process: ceramide biosynthetic process. The transcript is spliced from 2 exons.
AUGACUGCCGCCGAAUCCCCCAUGGCUCAGUCCACCGCCACGGCCAUGGCCAGCAAGGACCAGAUCGCGACCCGCCGACGGAGAAAGUCGAGCGUGCGAGGCCACGGGUACGGUCACGAUGCCAAUGCCCGCCAGCCCUCGCUGCAGGAGCAGCUCGACCGCCUCUCCAAGCGUAGUCGCGCCCGCGCCAUCCUCCGCCGCUGCAAGCAAAUCGCCGUCAAGCACACCUGGACCACACCCCUCGUCAUGAUCCUUGCCUGCCUCUCCCUCUACGCCGUAAACCCCACCGAGUCAAACAUCAUGCAUAACUUCAUCUUCCUCCCCUACAAGAUCCCUCAGCAAGGGCUCGACGCGGCCGCCGGUGCUAACGGCGACGCCCCCGCGCAGUACGGAAAGGGUCUCUGGGAUAUCGCCUUUGUCUGCUUCUAUGCCACCGUCCUCUCUUUCACGCGUGAUUUCAUCAUGCAGGAACUUCUUCGUCCGUUGGCCAAGUAUCUUGGAAUCCGUUCCCGUGGAAAGCAGCUGCGCUUCAUGGAGCAGGCCUACACUGCUGUCUACUUUGGUAUCCUCGGCCCCUUUGGACUCUACGUCAUGAGCCGCACCCCGGUUUGGUACUUCAACACCACCGGCAUGUACGAGACGUUUCCCCACAAAACCCACGAAGCCGUCGUCAAGUUCUACUACCUGCUUGAGGGGGCCUACUGGGCGCAGCAGGCGCUGGUCAUGCUUCUUGGCUUGGAGAAGCCGCGCAAGGAUUAUUACGAGCUCGUGGCGCAUCAUUGCGUGACACUGGCGCUCAUCGGCCUGAGCUACCGGUUUCACUUCACUUAUAUGGGUAUCGCUGUCUACCUGACCCACGAUAUCAGCGACUUUUGCAUGGCAUUGUCCAAGACCUUCAACUACAUUGACCACCCCAUCACUGGACCGUGGUACUGCCUGUCCCUGGCCUCAUGGAUCUACCUCCGCCACUUCAUCAACCUCAAGAUCCUCUGGUCCAUCCUCACCGAGUUCUCCACCGUUGGUCCCUACGAGCUCAACUGGGAGACGCAGCAGUACAAGUGCACGCUCUCACAGGUCAUCACCUUUGGCUUGCUCGGUCUACUGCAGUCGCUCAACCUCUUUUGGCUCUUCUUCCUGUUGCGCAUCGGAUACCGCUACGUUUUCCAGGGUGUCGAGCAGGACGUGAGAUCUGAGGCGGAAGACUCCGAGGCCGAACCUAUGGAGACCAUUGAGGAGGUGUCCAAGGUCGACGUCGCGCCCUUGGUCAGCGGCGAGGCUGCUCAGGCCACCCAGGCUUUUGCGAACGGCGUGGCCAAGGCGGCCGGCGGAGGCGGCAUCGCGUCACGAACUAGGAGCCGCCGUGCUGCUUAA